AUGCGACUUCCUAGUCGUGUUCAGAACGCCUGCACUGUUCCUCAUAUCUCUGCCUCAGCCACUGCAGUGGGCUGUCCUACCGAUUCGUACAGGGUCAUCAGUCUCAUAUGGAACCGCUGCCGCUGUGCACAAUAUGGCUAUCCUUCGGAGAUGCACCGCAUGCGCCAACCUCGAGAAGAUGAAUUGGCCGCAUCUGUGGUGACAGAUGGAUGCGGGAUGGUUGACUGGUUGGAUUUCACUCAUGGCCUGUUUUGGAAUAUGCCCGGACCGCUAUUGCCUAGCUGGCUGAUCUCAAUCCUGAGGUCCGCGGUUCCCAACUUCUUCGGAGGGCGAUGUCCUAGGCGCGCAGCAACGUUAUGCGAUGAACUUUUCGAGGCACAGCGUCUCGAACCGCUUGUCGACCCCCGGAAGCCGAAGGACCCUUUCUUUCCAGGUGCAAGCUCAAGUGCUGCGCAAACAAAUGCUAGAAAUGAAAGGGAAAAGGACCUCAACCGAGAGGCGUUCGCGGCCUUAACUUCUCCCUUCACGCAGGCUAGAACACUCCAGCGCAUGGAGCCUCGUUCGCCGUACACGAUGCAGCAAUCUGCGUUCACUUUCCCAAGGACUACUGCUAGUACUACACGUCAAUCUGUGCCUUCCGCUUCUUCCGUUUUUGGAUCAUCUGCCACUACGCCUACAAAUGCUCUUUCUCGCAGUAACAUACCUCCGCCGAUUGUCACUUCGAGUCCGAAACUCGCAUCUUCAAAUUCGAAUAGAGCCCAGCCGACUAGACCUCGUUCUCAUGCUCAUACUCAUAGCUCGGAUGCGAGUGCCGCAGCUGCCGGUCUGUUAGGUCUUUCAAUAAGCGGUGGCCCUCCUCCGAAUGCAAACCCUCCACCUCCACCUUCAUCGCUUCCGGCAAGUUCGUAUCGUGACCAACGCGAGCGUUACCCGGAUCCCGAUGUUGAUGACGUCGAUGACAAUGAUGAUGAUUCGAUGUAUGUGUUCGAAAUGGAUGAGACGAAGGAGCGAUCGAGAGGGAGAACAAGAGAGAGGGGUAAAGAUGGCGAUGGAAUGGAUGUCGAUACGGAAUGUGUUGAAACGGCGCCGACGAGUGUGGAUUCACAUGCAAGUAUGGAGUCAAAGAUGGAUAGCCCGCCGAAAGACGCAGUUUCUUCCGAGAAGCGGGAACCGAAAGUGGAAGGAACGAAAGACAUUCCUGUCGGUAGUCAAACUGAAGGCGCUUCGACGGAAAAUGAUACCGGCGCGGAACGUGAAGUUGCCUCGUCAGCCGAGAAUGAAGGCGCUGAGGACGGUGUGGACGCUGAAGGAGAGGGUACCGAUGGCAAACGUCACACUUGCCCCCAUUGUCGAAAACGAUUCAACCGACCAAGCAGUCUGAAGAUUCACCUGAAUACUCACACGGGAGCGAAGCGUGCGUACAAUUUCUCCUUCACUCUUAGUGAUUUGUAA
This is a messenger RNA of Fomitiporia mediterranea MF3/22, 1452 nucleotides long. RefSeq lists its product as uncharacterized. Gene Ontology annotation, cellular component: nucleus. The coding region runs from base 1 to 1452 and encodes 483 amino acids. The transcript is spliced from 3 exons. The record is from RefSeq and is a predicted model, not a curated record. NCBI's taxonomy places the organism in Eukaryota, Fungi, Basidiomycota, Agaricomycetes, Hymenochaetales, Hymenochaetaceae.